AUGACUGUCAUUGUCGUUCAGGGGUUCUUCGCGAUACGCGCGUGGAAGGUUACCAACCGAAAUUGGGUUAUACUUGGGAUGAUCGCUGUCUUUGCGCUUACAGCAUUUGGGGGAGGGAUCGGGGUCAAGGUGAUGUUUAUGCAAGUAGGGUCAACGCUGCGCGCUGGAGACGUCAAGGUACCAGCAUAUAUUUGGCUGUUCGGCACCGUAGCGGCAGAUUUGAUUAUUACUGGCAUCAUCUUAUUCUAUCUCAUUACUAGCAGGAAAACAACGAGUCAAAAAGCAACAGACGAUGUUAUCACCCGACUCGCCCGAGUUACGUUCGAGUCUCAACUGCCCCCCACCUUGAUCGCCGUUGGCCUUGCUAUAGAAUAUACCAUUCAGCCAUUCCAUUCCUCUGCGUUCAAGCCAAAUUCUAUGGAAUCAGCCUUUACAUACUCUGAAUUCCGCUCUCGAAACACCUUUUGGCUAAGCUCAAGGUUCACGCCAGCCGAUGGACCUCGGGCAACAAAAGGCGACACCCACCGGCACACCCAAUUCACCAUCAUGCCCGAGCCCCGCACUAGGCGAGUCAAAGCCGAAUCCAUAGAUACGGUCUCUUUCAAAGGUGUUGAUCUUGGGGACGACGAUGAAUCGCGAAACAGUCGGAGCCGGGAUAUGGAUGCCGGGUGCGGAAAACUAGUGAAAUAG
This is a messenger RNA of Rhizoctonia solani, 690 nucleotides long. RefSeq lists its product as uncharacterized. Lineage: Eukaryota; Fungi; Basidiomycota; Agaricomycetes; Cantharellales; Ceratobasidiaceae. Bases 1 to 690 code for a protein of 229 amino acids. The record is from RefSeq and is a predicted model, not a curated record. The transcript is spliced from 5 exons.